UUACUAAAAAAAUUUAGUCAACCACACUAUCAUACAAAUCCCAAAUUCAUAAUUUGCUUUCCUAAUCUGUCAAAAUCUUAAAUCUCUACCUUCUGCUCUAAAGCAGCCGACAUGUCACUUCCUUCUUUCACAAUGACUCGCCAGAUGUUUGACCAAAACCGAAGUUAACUCUCCCUUUCCCCUGCUCUCCAUUUCUCCACCUACAAUCUCCUCCCCAAAUGAGACAACCUCCGCCGCAAUGAACCGCCGCCGCCCCCCGCCGCCCCUCUUUCUCCUCCUCCUCCUCCUCCUCUCGCAGCCAACCUCUGCAAUCGACUUCAUCUUCAACCAAUUCAACUCCACCAACUCGUCCUCCAGCCUCUCCCUCUACGGAUCCGCCGCCGUCGAAUCUCGAAUCCUCACUCUCACCAACUCCACCGCCUUCACCAUCGGCCGCGUCCUCUACCCACAAAAAAUCCGGACAAAAACACCUAAUUCCUCUCAUGUCAUCUCCUUCUCCACCUCCUUCAUCUUCGCCAUGGCGCCGUACAAAAACACCCUCCCUGGCCACGGCCUGGUGUUCCUGUUCGUCCCUUUCGCUGGAAUCGCGGGGGCUUCCUCUUCUCAGAACCUGGGGUUCCUCAAUCGCACCAACGACAACGACCCAAACGCCCACAUCUUCGGCGUCGAGUUCGACGUCUUCUCCAACCAGGAGUUCAAUGACAUCAACGACAAUCAUGUGGGGAUCGAUCUCAAUUCGCUCACCUCCAGAUUCGCUCACGAGGCAGGGUACUGGCCGGAUUCCUCCGCCGCCGGUAAAUUCGAGCCCCUGAAGCUGAACAACGGCGGGAAUUACCAGGUGUGGAUCGAUUACGCAGAGGGUUCGAUGAACGUGACGAUGGCGAGAGCAGGGGCGAAGCGGCCGAGGCGGCCGCUGCUGAACGUUUCGGUGGAUCUGUCGGAGGUUUUCGAGGACGAGAUGUAUGUUGGGUUCACUGCUUCCACUGGGAGGUUAGUACAGAGCCACAAGAUUCUGGGUUGGAGCUUCAGCAAUUCGAAUUUCUCCCUGGGGGAGAGCCUGAUUACUGCUGGAUUGCCGUCGUUCGUGCUUCCGUCGGAUUCGAUUCUGCAGUCAAAAGGGUUCAUCGCCGGGGUAACGGCGGGUAGCAUCGUGUUUGUGAUUUCCGGUGGUUUGGUUGCUCUGUUUCUAAUCAGAAAAACAGGGGCGAAGGAAGACGAGGAAAUGGAGGAUUGGGAGUUGGAGUACUGGCCGCAUAGGAUGGCUUACCAGGAAAUCGCGGCGGCGACGAAAGGGUUCAGCGAGGAAAACGUGAUUGGAAUCGGAGGGAAUGGUAAAGUCUACAAGGGGAUCCUCCCCGCCGGCGGAAUCGAGAUCGCAGUGAAGAGAAUCUCGCCGGAGAACGAUGGGACAAGAGAAGUUCUCGCGGAAAUCGCCACUUUAGGGAGAUUGAAGCACCGGAACUUGGUGGGAUUGCGUGGCUGGUGUAAACGGGAAAAGGGAAGCUUUCUUCUGGUCUACGAUUACAUGGAGAACGGAAGCUUGGACAAAUGGAUUUUCUCCGACGAGAGGGAGAAGAAGUUCCUGACCUGGGAAGACCGGAUUCGGAUUCUAAACGACGUCGCUUCGGGGAUCCUGUACCUCCACGAAGGAUGGGAAUCGAAGGUGCUCCAUAGAGACAUCAAGGCCAGCAACGUUCUGCUCGACAGGGACAUGAGCGGGCGGCUCGGGGAUUUCGGGCUGGCCCGGUUGCACGAGCACGGUCAGGUAGCCCGAACUACCCGGGUGGUCGGGACGGUCGGGUACCUAGCCCCCGAGGUGGUCAGCACGGGUCGGGCAUCAAGUGGAAUCGACGUGUUCGGUUUGGGGAUCCUGAUCUUGGAGGUCGUGUCCGGGAGGAGGCCGGUCGAGGAAGGGAAGCCGAUCCUAGUCGAAUCCAUGCUGGAGGCAAUGAAGGAAGGGAAGCUGACCGACUGUGUCGACCCGAGGGUGAGGGAUGGAGUCGGGGUAGUUGAGGACGAAGAAGUGGAGAGAGUGGUCCGACUUGGGUUGGUCUGCGCACACCCCGACCCCAGUGCCCGUCCCACGAUGAGGCAAGUGGUUAAGCUGUUGAAUGGGAAGAAUGGUGGUAUCGAGGAGGAGAGCGAGGACAUGGAGGCGUACUUGCUCCAACGAACGAGGACCGGGACGAUGAUGCCGAUGAGGGAUGUGUGGAUGAGUCAAUACUCGAGCAAUUUUGGGUAUGUAGGAUCGCACCCGACGAUGGAUGAUGUCAGACAGUCGCAAUCAACGUCAUCGGGGUCAUGGACCACGACGACCGUGGAGGCUAGGUGAAAAUCUAUGGAAUGAAUGUUCCUUGAUGUGUUUGGCCUUGUUGAGAAGAUGGGAAGAUUUGUGACUUUGGGUUAAGGGGAAAUGUGGCAGGUUUUGUGUACAAGGAGAGGGAGCUGCAGCAUGGAGUUGGAAGUUAGAUUUAUUUCCCUUUUAUUUGGUUCAUUACUUGGUGUGUGAUUGAUUGAUUUUUUUGGGUCAUGAGUGAACAAAAUGGAAAGAUGGAAGAGGUUUCUUCCUGUUGUAUUUUACAUGUGUAUUCUUUUUUUCACGUCAUGAGAGUCAAAAUGCGGUUGGGGCCUGCAACUUUCCCGUGGUUUAGAGAAUGAUAUUAGAACAAUGAGAAAUUAAUUUCAUCAAGCGGGGAUAGCUCAGUUGGGAGAGCGUCAGACUGAAGAUCUGAAGGUCGCGUGUUCGAUCCACGCUCACCGCAAUUUUUGUCUAAGGCCCGUUUACAAAUUUCUGUCUAGUUUAAGAUCAUGGGCUUUUGCCAUCGCCCACGAAAAUGUGGUAAGGCUCGUUUACAACAAUUUAUCAACAAUCGUUUACAAAUUUCUGUCUAGUUUAAGAUCAUGGGCUUUUGCCAUCGCCCACGGAAAUGUGGUUAGGCCCGUUUACAACAAUUUAUCAACAAUUAGAGUUAUGAAAACUAAUUGGUUGAGGAUGUUAGGAAGAACAUGGAUAGGUAAUUAACAUUUUAACAACAAUUAGAGUUAUGAAAACUAAUUAGUUUAUGACAUGAUAUCAUAGUUUUCCGUAAUUGAGAUGUUCUUCUAAUGAUUUCAGCGACUUCAUUUCCGAACUAGACUUAGGCUCAUACGAGGAGCUUGAGUUCGAGGAUGCAUGUUAGUAAAUGGUGUGAGCUCCGUAAUUAACCUUUUCAACAACGCGAGUUAUUGGAAUCAACUGAUUUAUUGACAAACAUAUAUUUAAAUAAGCAAUAAUUAAGUCACUGUAUCGUUUGGUUUUAACUCAGGAAAGUAAUCCAUUCCACACCAAGAAAUAUGUGGAUGAAAUGAUAAGAGUCUCUUUCGUUAAUGGAUGACAUGUGUAUUCAUUUAGAAUUUAGAUCUUCCAAUAACUUAGGUCAUUGAUACCAACUGAUUCUCGAUGUGAUACUAUUAAAGCCUCUCAUCUCGUGUUUACAUGUUUCAUUCCUCAUGACCUUAUAUAUAAACCAUUAACGUACACACACAAUCCGACGAAUUUGUGCAAACUUCAAACCAGUAGCACUUUUAGUAUUGCAGCUUUUACUAGCCUUCAUAACUUAUAUGAGAACUGCGCUUUCUGAUAAUGAAUAAUCCAUCUAGGAUUUUGAAUCUAAUUGACAGCAGGCGACACCGGGUAAGAGAAUCGAUCUCUCAAAUUCACAAUACAAGUCCCGGAGUAAAAGUCCAUGACCAGAGUAGAUGUAGCUGAUGAAGGUGAAGCAUGACUCUAGAGUUGAAGUAAGCUAUUGGAAGUGAUGUUUGUGUGAAACACGUAUUGGGCUCGAAUACGAUUUGUUGUAUGAGAAGCGUUUCAAGCAUUCACCCCAAAUACGGAGUCAUUUCUUAUUCGGUUUAUUGAAUUAGAGUGGUUAGUUUUAUAUUUCGUUGUUGUUAGUUUGCCACGUGUCAAGGUGAGCUUAAAUUUUAGUUUUAUUUUUCGUUGUUGGAUCCUCUAUCAUUGCUUAAGAGUUCCAGGCACUUGAAAACAUGCCACGACUAGAACGUUUUGGUUUUUCACUAGAAACUGUCAAGAACCAAUUUGUCCCAAUAACACGAGAUGUUCAGAGAGGUUCAACAAUUGAUCUUAUACCAUAUUUAACACGUCCUUCAAACAAAGGACUACUCAUAUGAGCUUGAAAUUUGUACGAGCAUAUUAGACACCAUGUUAGGAAUCAACUGAUUCCAAUAACUCGAGUUAUUGCGAGCGAUCUAGUAAUCAAUUUUAUGCGAAAUA
This is a messenger RNA of Linum trigynum, 4273 nucleotides long. NCBI's taxonomy places the organism in Eukaryota, Viridiplantae, Streptophyta, Magnoliopsida, Malpighiales, Linaceae. The record is from the annotation of a GenBank genome assembly.